Messenger RNA from Ceutorhynchus assimilis (cabbage seed weevil), 926 nucleotides. The record is from the annotation of a GenBank genome assembly. Lineage: Eukaryota; Metazoa; Arthropoda; Insecta; Coleoptera; Curculionidae.
CGUAGAAGCUUUGCUAUAAUUGUUGAGGUUGCAUUUUUCUGGAUACGAUCCUGAAUAAGUAGUCCAGGGACCGCAAAAAGCGUCCCACAUCUCGAGACCGGGAUCAGUUUCAGGCCGAACGUCGUCGCAGCGCCAUCUGCUAUUCAAUAAAACUCUGUCCUCUGUUUACCUCAGGCUCCACUUCUGGUUUUUACUGGCAGAAGGCAAGUCACCACAGCACAUUAAACACAAUGGCAGACCUUAGCGCUAGAGAUGUUGAAAGGGCCAACUUUGUAUUCUCCAUCUACGAUUUCGAUGGAAGCGGUACCGUCGACGCUGUCAACUUAGGCGACAUGCUCCGCGCCCUAAACUUGAACCCCACCUUGGCAACCAUCGAGAAACUUGGUGGUACCAAAAAGAAGAAUGAAAAGAAAAUGAAAGUAGACGAAUUCCUUCCAAUUUUCAGUCAAGUUAAGAAAGACAAAGAACAAGGUAACUUCGACGACUUCCUCGAGUGUCUGAAACUCUACGACAAAGAAGAAAACGGUACAAUGAUGGCUGCUGAACUUUCACACACUCUUCUUUCUCUUGGCGAAAGGUUAUCAGACAUUGAAACUGAUACAGUUAUAGCUGACUGCAUGGACAAAGAGGAUGAUGAAGGAUUCAUCCCUUACGAACCAUUCCUUAAAAAGAUGAUGGCGUAAGAAGCUAUAUUUUUAGUUAUUUUUGUAUUUUAAUUACCUGAACUUGUGCUGCAUAUUGGCCAAUUGACAGUUUAAAAAUGGUAAUUACCUACCAGAAGACCAACAUCAUAUAGAGCUGAGGGACAAAACCAGGCCGAAAAAAUCAAACAUCUUGGCACCUUCUCCAUCAAAUUAAUAAUCUUAUUUUUUUUUUCUUCGUUAAAAAUUAUUGUCAUAAUAAUAUAAGUAAGUUGAAAAUACCAA